Messenger RNA from Brugia malayi, 894 nucleotides. RefSeq lists its product as uncharacterized. Lineage: Eukaryota; Metazoa; Nematoda; Chromadorea; Rhabditida; Onchocercidae. Gene Ontology annotation, molecular function: DNA-binding transcription factor activity, RNA polymerase II-specific; RNA polymerase II cis-regulatory region sequence-specific DNA binding. Bases 1 to 894 code for a protein of 297 amino acids. Gene Ontology annotation, biological process: regulation of transcription by RNA polymerase II. The transcript is spliced from 2 exons. The record is from RefSeq and is a predicted model, not a curated record.
AUGUUACCUUUUUUUAGAGUUUUGAGUUAUAAGAAGAAUUUUGGGGUAGCGCAAACGGAUCAAACAGAAUCGUUGGAUUUAUCAAUAUCGAAAAUAAAAAAGGAAGGGAGCGAAUCCCAAGGAUUAUCAGUGGAGACAGAAAGUGAUGGACGAAUAAAACUGCUUGAACGGCUCCUUCCAAUCGAAACAAUGAUGGAAGUAAUGGAAUUAUCAAAGCAAAAAAAAAGCACAAGAAAGAAACAACGCUGUAAUGUAUGUCAGAAGGAAGUGGUAAACAUAAAAGACCAUAUGAUGAUUCACACCGGUAAGAAGCCGUACAGUUGUUCGAUAUGCAAAAAAGAUUUCACUCAGUUCGGGAAUAUGAAAAUACAUAUGAGGACGCAUACUAUCAAGAAGUCGUAUAGUUGUUCGAUAUGCAAAGAGAAUUUCACUCAGUAUGGGAGUAUGAAAAAACAUAUGAUGACUCAUACCGGUACGAAGCCAUACAGUUGUUCGAUAUGCAAAAGGAAUUUUACUCAGUUCAGGAAUAUAAAAACUCAUAUGUUGACACAUACCGGUGAGAAGCCGUACAGCUGUUCGGUAUGUAAAAAAAAUUUCACUCAGUCCAAUAAUAUGAAAAGACAUAUAAUGACUCAUACUGGUGAAAAGCCGUAUAGUUGUUCAAUAUGCAAAAAGAAUUUUAGUCGCUCUGUGUAUGUGAAAGAACAUAUGAUGAUCCAUACCGGUGAAAAGCCGUGCAGUUGUCCGAUAUGCGGGAAAAGUUUUUUAAAAAAGUGCAAUUUACAGACUCACAUUGCGACUCAUGACAUGAAUAGACCUAUGUACCGUUGUACGGUAUGCAGUAAGGGUUUCAGAAGUAAACUCGGCUUGAAAUUGCACAUGAAGAACCAUUAA